ACCGUUAGGACUGUUCCUGUACGGCAUUUACCAGCACGAAGUCCUGGCGGGGAACCAGAUUAUCAGACCUCCUCAAUUGUGAUGCCAUAUAGAGUCUGCUGUCCCCAUCCCGCAUUCCUGUCUCUCGAUGCAGCUGUUUUUCCUUGGCUGGUGCAAGGAAAAAUUGCUUCAAGUCUAGAUGGCUGAAGACAGAGGACCCGAUGUUGCUGCUGUCCUUGGACUUUUCCUCGGACUCGCAUGGAUCUUCUUUUCCAUGCGAUUAUAUGUCAAAACAUUUAUCAGGAAGAGCUGGGGUUCGGACGAUCUUCUACUUUGCGUCGCGAUUUUGUUCUAUACUGCGUAUUGUACAUCUGCAGCAGUCGGUGUGAAAUAUGGAACUGGGAGGCAUAUCGUCAACAUCCCGCCAGAAGAUCUCCCUCGAGCGCUCUGUGCCUGGUGGCUGUGCGAACUCUUCUACACGCUCUCUACUCUCUUCUGUCGUUUCUCGAUUGCCGUGUUCCUUCUCAGGCUAUGCGUUAUACGGAUACACAAAAUUAUCAUCUAUGGCUCCAUGGCGAUGAUCCUCGCCUACUCGAUCUUUUAUUUCUUCCUUGUCUUGUUUCAAUGCUGGCCUGUUAGUUAUUUCUGGAAUGAAUACAAAGGCAUGAAAGGAUCCUGCAUCAACCCAGCAGCGGUACCUGAUGCAAGUAUUGCCCAUUCCGCAGUCUCGUUUUCGGCCGAUUGGGUCCUGGGAUUAUUGCCCAUUGCUCUGAUCUGGAAGCUUCAGAUGAACCGGCGCACCAAAAUAUCCGUGGCAGCCAUCCUCGGAUUGGGACUUCUUGCCGGAAUCGCCACCAUGAUUCGCGUUCCCUACAUCAAAGUGCUCGCCCUGACAGACGAUUUCCUCUUCGCAACAACAGACGUCGCCAUCUGGUCCACCGUCGAGCCCGGUCUCGGCAUCGUCGCCGCGAGCGCCAUCACCCUCCGACCCCUAUUCCGCUCCUUGCUCCCAUCCUCCUCGGCCGACCGAACCCCCGACGACAAGCCCAGCGCCAGUCCCGGCGGCUACGUGCAAACCGGCAGCACGACAGCUUACACGCGGGGCAGUUCCCGCACGGCGGGCGGCCCCGAAGGCGGUAUCGCGCUGCGUGACGAUCUCGCGAAGCCGGAUCCCGUGCUGGUCAAGUAUUCGCGGGGGAAAUGCCGCUGGGCGGAUUCGAGUGAGGAGAUCGGCUUUGCGAGGAGUGGGGACGAGCAGCAGGGGGGCAUUCAGGUCUGGAGGGAGGUCGAGGUUAGGAGUGAUGAGGGGACGUACGAGGAUUCGAUGGCGAGCAUGAGGCACUCGGAGUGGGAGAUGAAGAAGAGCUCCAAGGAUAUGGUAUAGGGAUACCGCGGUGAAGUGCAGGACAUAAGUGGUUAUUGUUUAUUUAUUUAUUUGGCGUUUGUGGAAAGAUAUCGCGGGUUAGGGGGGAAGGGGGUAGGGUGGAAAUGUUACGAUAAAGACAAAGGUUCGGAUGUAUGGGAUAGGGAAAUCGGCUGGACAGGUCUAGCAGGCUGGAUCUAGAAAGCUGUUGGGUUCAUAAGGAGAUACGAUAGAUACCUGU
Molecule: messenger RNA, 1583 nt
Organism: Amorphotheca resinae ATCC 22711
Lineage: Eukaryota; Fungi; Ascomycota; Leotiomycetes; Helotiales; Amorphothecaceae
Exons: 7
Coding region: 179-1363 (394 amino acids)
Source: RefSeq, a predicted model, not a curated record